GCAGGGGGACGGAGUCGGCCUCCGGAAAUCUGGGGUUCUGGCGUGGACUUUUGGAGGACUUCAGGUCCCGGCGUGCCUCGGGUCUCCCCGUCCGCGGGCUCGGCUCUCCGGCACCUCCUCAGAGCAGGGCAGGCGUGGGGAGAGAGCCUAGGCGGAGCUGGCAGCUGAUGGCAGCGCUGAAGGCGGGGCGAGGUGCUGGCUGGAGCCUUCGCGGAUGGCGGGCUUUGGGAGGGAUCUUCUGGAGGAAAGGCCCCUUGUUAAUCCCUGACCUCCGGGCUCUGCUGACGUCAGGGACUCCUGACCCCUGGGCCCAGGUGACUUAUGGGACCCCCAGUCUCCGGGCCCGGGUGCCUGUGGGGGUCCCUGCAUCUCGGGCAUAUCUGACGUCUGGGACUCCGGAUCGCUGGGCACAACUGACUACCCCAGACCCCCGACCCCAAGAGGCCUGCGGGACUCCUGGAGCUCGUCCGCGCGUGUGGCUGGUGGUGGCUCUGGGCGCUGGGGGGGCAGUGCUGCUGCUGUGGUGGGGUGGGGGGCGGGGUCCUCCGGCUGUGCUGGCCGCUGUCCCGGCUCCGCCGCCCACCUCUCCCCGGAGCCAAUACAACUUCAUCGCGGACGUAGUGGAAAAGACAGCGCCUGCUGUGGUCUAUAUCGAGAUCCUGGACCGACACCCGUUCUCGGGCCGUGAAGUCCCUAUCUCAAACGGCUCAGGAUUUGUGGUGGCUGCCGACGGGCUUAUUGUUACCAACGCCCACGUGGUGGCUGAUCGCCGACGAGUCCGAGUGAGGCUGCCUAGCGGAGACUCGUACGAAGCCAUGGUCACAGCUGUGGACCCCGUGGCAGACAUUGCCACGCUGAGGAUUCAGACCAAGGAACCCCUCCCCACACUGCCCCUUGGUCGCUCAGCUGAAGUCCGGCAAGGGGAGUUUGUUGUUGCCAUGGGAAGUCCCUUUGCACUGCAGAACACAAUCACAUCUGGCAUUGUCAGCUCUGCUCAGCGUCCAGCCAGGGACCUGGGACUCACUCAGACCAAUGUAGAAUACAUUCAGACCGAUGCAGCUAUUGAUUUUGGAAACUCUGGAGGUCCCCUGGUUAAUCUGGAUGGGGAGGUGAUUGGAGUGAACACCAUGAAGGUGACAGCUGGAAUCUCCUUUGCCAUCCCUUCUGAUCGCCUUAGGGAGUUUCUGCAUCGUGGAGAAAAGAAAAAUUCCUGGUUUGGAAUCGGUGGGUCCCAGCGCCGCUACAUUGGAGUGAUGAUGCUGACUCUUACUCCCAGCAUCCUUGCUGAACUACAGCUCCGAGAACCAAGCUUUCCUGAUGUUCAGCAUGGCGUCCUCAUCCACAAAGUCAUCCUGGGCUCCCCUGCACACAGGGCUGGUCUGCGGCCUGGUGAUGUGAUCUUGGCCAUUGGGGAGCAGAUGGUACAAAAUGCUGAAGAUGUUUAUGAGGCUGUUCGAACCCAAUCCCAGCUGGCAGUGCAGAUCCGGCGGGGAUCAGAAACACUGACCUUAUAUGUGACCCCUGAGGUCACAGAGUGACGGGAUUAGCAAGAGUACAGGGCUUCUUGCCUCCCUAGCCUGGAUUCUGAGGGCACCUGGGCAUAGGAAUCAAUGAACCACUGGGGGGCAGGUCCCUCUAACCAUCAGCACCAAUCCUGGACUCUGAAGAACACUUUUUAUAUAAAAUAAAAUUACACUGAGCAACAUGA
This is a messenger RNA of Nannospalax galili (Upper Galilee mountains blind mole rat), 1708 nucleotides long. It is a transcript of the gene Htra2, whose product is annotated as HtrA serine peptidase 2. Bases 168 to 1538 code for a protein of 456 amino acids. Gene Ontology annotation, molecular function: protein binding; serine-type endopeptidase activity. Gene Ontology annotation, biological process: positive regulation of apoptotic process; proteolysis; programmed cell death. The record is from RefSeq and is a predicted model, not a curated record. Gene Ontology annotation, cellular component: mitochondrion. Lineage: Eukaryota; Metazoa; Chordata; Mammalia; Rodentia; Spalacidae. The transcript is spliced from 8 exons.